Symphalangus syndactylus (siamang) is the source of this 3606-nucleotide messenger RNA. RefSeq names its product 4-hydroxy-2-oxoglutarate aldolase 1 (gene HOGA1). NCBI's taxonomy places the organism in Eukaryota, Metazoa, Chordata, Mammalia, Primates, Hylobatidae. Gene Ontology annotation, cellular component: mitochondrion. Gene Ontology annotation, biological process: glyoxylate catabolic process. Gene Ontology annotation, molecular function: 4-hydroxy-tetrahydrodipicolinate synthase activity; (R,S)-4-hydroxy-2-oxoglutarate aldolase activity. The record is from RefSeq and is a predicted model, not a curated record.
AGCUCAGGCCUGCCCCAGUGGCCACAAGUCAGGGAGGCCGCAAAUUUUUAACUAGACACAUUGAUCAUUAAUAGGGGGUUAGAAAGAGUUCAAACUAAGUCUCACUCUGGGACAUAGACCAAUUGUGCCUCAGGCCUCCUGCAGAGAUGCUGGGUCCCCAAGUCUGGUCCUCUGUGAGGCAGGGACUAAGCAGGAGCUUGUCCAGGAAUGUGGGGGGCUGGGCCUCAGGGGAGGGGAAGAAGGUGGACAUUGCAGGCAUCUACCCCCCUGUGACCACCCCCUUCACUGCCACUGCAGAGGUGGACUAUGGGAAACUGGAGGAGAAUCUGCACAAACUGGGCACCUUCCCCUUCCGAGGCUUCGUGGUCCAGGGCUCCAAUGGAGAGUUUCCUUUCCUGACCAGCAGUGAGCGCCUCGAGGUGGUGAGCCGUGUGCGCCAGGCCAUGCCCAAGAACAGGCUCCUGCUAGCUGGCUCCGGAUGCGAGUCCACUCAAGCCACAGUGGAGAUGACCGUCAGCAUGGCCCAGGUCGGGGCUGACGCGGCCAUGGUGGUGACCCCUUGCUACUAUCGUGGCCGCAUGAGCAGUGCAGCCCUCAUUCACCACUACACCAAGGUUGCUGAUCUCUCUCCAAUCCCUGUGGUGCUGUACAGUGUCCCAGCCAACACAGGGCUGGACCUGCCUGUGGAUGCAGUGGUCACGCUUUCCCAGCACCCGAAUAUUGUGGGCAUGAAGGACAGUGGUGGUGAUGUGACCAGGAUUGGGCUGAUUGUUCACAAGACCAGGAAGCAGGAUUUUCAGGUGUUGGCUGGAUCGGCUGGCUUUCUGAUGGCCAGCUAUGCCUUGGGAGCUGUGGGGGGCGUGUGUGCCCUGGCCAAUGUCCUGGGGGCUCAGGUGUGCCAGCUGGAGCGACUAUGCUGCACAGGGCAAUGGGAAGAUGCCCAGAAACUGCAGCACCGCCUCAUUGAGCCAAACGCUGCGAUCAUGCUUUUGGUAUCAAGUCUAAUAACUCUUAAAGAGUUCUGGGCACGGUGGCUCACACCUAUAAUCCCAGCACUUUGGGAGGCCGAAAUGGGUGGAUCACGAGGUCAGGAGUUCAAGACCAGCCUGGCCAAGAUGGUGAAACCCCGUCUCUACUAAAAAUACAAAAAAAAAAAAAAAAAAAUUAGCUGGGGGCAGUGGCAGGUGCCUGUAAUCCCAGCUACUCAGGAAGCUGAGGCAGGAGAAUCGCUUGAACUCGGAGGGCAGAGGCUGCAGUGAGCCGAGAUCGUGCCAUUGCACUCCAGCCUGGGAGACAGAGUGAGACUCCAUCUCAGAAAAAAAAAAUAUAUAUUGAAGAGUUCUUAGAAGAUCAUAAAGAUUUUCUCUUAUUUUUUUCUUUUAAGUUUUAUAGUUUUAUGUUUUAUAAGUCUGUGACCCAUUUUAAGUUAAUUUUUGUAUAAAGUCAAGGUUUUGUGGUUUUAUUCCCUAAUGGAUAUCCACUUGCUCUAGCAUCUUUUGCUGAAAAGGCCAUCUUUCUUCCAUUGAACUGCUUGCGUGCCUUUGUCAAAAAUCAGUGGGGUGUAUUUGUGUGGGUCUAUCUCUGGGUUCUCUAUUCUUUCCACUGAUUUAUAUGUCUAGCUCUCUGCAAUACCACACAGACUUGAUUGCUGUAGCUAAGUCUUAAAAUCAGGUAGACUGAUUCCUCCCACUUUGUUCUUUUUUUUUCCUUCAAAAUUGCUUUAGUCUAAUUUCUUUACCUUUCCAUAUAAAUUUUACAAGAAUCUUGUUUAUAUCUACAAUAAAAUCUUGCUGGGCCUUUGAUCGAAAUUGUGUUAAGCCUGCAUACCAAUCUGGGGACAACUGACUUCUUUACUAUAUUGUCCUCCAGUCCUUGAACAUGGUACAUUUCUCUGUUUAUUUAGAUCUUCUUUAUUUCUUCAGCAUUUUGUAGUUUCCAGCCAAGAAGUCCUGUACAUAUUUUUAAAAAUUGACACCUAAGGAUCUGGUGCAGAGUGGCUCACACCUGUAAUCCUAGCACUUUUGGAGAUAGAGACGGCAGUAUUGCUCGAGGCCAGGAGUUUGAGACCUACCUGGGCAACAUGGCCAGACCCCAUCUCUGAAAAAAAAAAAAAAAAGAAAAAAAAAGACACCUCUGCACUAGGCUCUGUACUAGGCAUCUAUGGACAUCCUGCUGCCUGGAGGGUAGAAGAGCCCCCUGGCUGCCCCCUACACACUGCCUCCACUGCAUUGCCUGUGUGUCUGGCAGCAGGUGGGGUGGGCUCUGGUGGCCUUUUAAAGAUGAGCAGUGGUGCAAGUCCUGACUUCGCUCCACCUGGCCUGCUCUGACACCACCCAGCUGGGAGCGGGGGUGGCAGUUCAGACUCCUUCAUUCAGUCUUUGCUGGCCUGGUUGGUGUUUGGCUGGAGUAGAGCAGUUACUGUCUGAAAGCUUUCCAUCUUGCUAGGCAACCCCUUUUCUGGUCCUCUGGCUAGAGAGAACUGGCUUCUGUUAGUGCGUGUAUUGUCUGUACCCAUUGGCACUGCGUGCUUGCUGACUUCUUCAGCUCCAAGUCUGGGCCAGGGUACGUAGCACUGUGUUACUUCUUGGGUCUCUAGGUCCCUUGUUGGUCUUCCUUCUCUCUGCCUUCCAGAGUCUUCUUAUGUCUGUUUUUUAUAUAAUGUCCAGAUAUAUAUAUAUAAUUUUUAUAUAAUGUCCAGAUAAUAUUUUUAUGUAACAUCCAGAGCUUUUAGUUGUACUUAUUGGGAAGAAUUGGGACAAGUACAUCUACUCCAUCUUCCUGAAAGUAAAUGCUCUAAGUAUUUUUCUAAAUGGUGAUUUUUUUCCCCCUAAGAACAUUAAAGUGGGUGAAAAAACAUUGAAAACUGAGAAGUAGGUAUGUUAAAACUCACAGCACUAUUUUAGGCUUAAAUAUUUCAUAUACCAAAAACAUGAUUUAUUAUAAUUUUAUUUUCCUGGCUUUGAUGGAAGCAAACUCAUCAAAACAUAUUUUUCCAAGUCUACUUCUAGAGAAAGAGUAACCAUUAAAAAGAUACCAGCAGGGCACAGUGGCUCACACCUGUAAUCCCAGCAAUUUGGGAGGCUGAGGCAGGAAGAUCAUUUGAGGUCAGGAGUUUGAGACCAGCCUGGGCAAUAGAGUGAGAUUUUGUCUUUAGUAAAAAUAAAAGAAAAUUAGCCAGGCGUGGGAGUGUGCAACUCUAGUCCCAGCUACUCAGAGGCUGAGGCAGGGAGAUUGCUUGAGCCCGUGAGGUCGAGGCUGCAGUGAGCUAUGAUCAUGCCACUUCACUCCAGCCUGGACAAAAGAGCAAGACCCUGUCUCAAAAAAAGAAAUUUUAAAAAAUACAAUAAAUAAAAAUGAAAAAAUACACCAAAAACCCCAUGUAUAUGGGGCACACAUGAUUACUUAUGCACGAGCCUUCAAUAUGGUGGGGCACAGCUCUGUUGGAUCCUGUCUUUAUUUAAAGUUUUAUUCAUUGUGGAUUUUUUUUUGCAUUAAUUUUGAUUUUUAAAAAAUAUUGCAUUGAAAUAUUACUUAUUUUGUCCGGGCGCGGUGGCUCAUGCCUGUAAUCCCAGCACUUUGGGAGGCCAAGGCGGGCAGAUCGUCUGA